Octopus sinensis (East Asian common octopus) is the source of this 1683-nucleotide messenger RNA. RefSeq lists its product as uncharacterized. The record is from RefSeq and is a predicted model, not a curated record. The coding region runs from base 477 to 1646 and encodes 389 amino acids. The transcript is spliced from 5 exons. Gene Ontology annotation, cellular component: nucleolar ribonuclease P complex; ribonuclease MRP complex; fibrillar center. Gene Ontology annotation, biological process: tRNA 5'-leader removal. Gene Ontology annotation, molecular function: ribonuclease P RNA binding; ribonuclease P activity. NCBI's taxonomy places the organism in Eukaryota, Metazoa, Mollusca, Cephalopoda, Octopoda, Octopodidae.
ACUUCACGAAUGCUUUUUAGCAAUUGCCAUUUGGUGCAUGAGAGAGUUCGAUGCAGCUGCCCUCAUCUGUGGUCAAUUCGUUUGACUAAAAUCCUUCGAGGCUGUGUCUCAGCAUAACCCCAUCCAGUGACUAAAAAAAAAAAAACGAGACGAAAAGAAAAACUAUGCAAAGCAGGGGUUUUAAUAAACUGUAGCUGUGCCUAUUGACUGUGAUCCCAAGAUAAAGAAAUGACUUUUCACCAAAUAGUAACCACUUGCAGGGGAAACAACUCUGCCUUGCUCUUGCUUGUUUAAUAUGAAAAAAAAACAGGAAGUUGCUAAGAGACAGAAAAUGGCUACUUUAAGGAAACAUGAGCAAAGUCAGUCUUUACACCAGACAGCAGCACGGCAAAAGAAGAAGGCUGUGAAAUCUGUUUUGAUAACCCCUUUCAAGACACUUUGGUAGGUCAACACUCCUUGCACUCUCCAACUAAUUUAUGCCUAAAAUUCCAGUUGAAGAUCAACAGAAGAUUCUAGACGAUCUGAAGAGCAUUCUUCUGCCAGUAUACCACGAGAAGAAGGAAACGAACCUGAAAUCCAAGCAGACAGACAUGAAAAACAUUGCUAAAAGGAAGGCCAUGCAAACACAGUAUGUGAUUGGACUGAAUUCAGUGACCCGACAUCUCGAGAAGAAUUUACUGAGUUUGGUGCUGGUCUGUGGAUCAGCACAUCCAAAACAUAUGACAAGACACAUCGCAGAGCUCAGUGCCAUUCGUGGCUGUCCUGCUGUAUCGUUGAAGAAUUUAGGAUCAACUUUGGCCUCUUCUCUCAAUAUCAAAUCCUGUAUAACUAUUGGAUUCAAGAAAUCAACUGAUGGUAAAUGUUUCUUCAAGGAUUUUAUUUCCUCAGUGAAAGCACCAGAAAUUCACCUACCGUUUAUGACCAACUAUGUGGCUCAGCAUUCAAAUGUACUGACAGAAGUGAAUGCCAAUAAUACAAGUGUCUCUCUGCCUGAAGUCCAACAUGGUAAUUUGAAAUCUUCAUCUAAGGGUUCGAUCACUAAAGAUGAGUCCAUGGAGUUGUGUCCAGCUUCAUCUCCUCCACCAUCUCAGACUUCUAGUACUGCUGCCAAAGAUGGAUUUUCUCGCUUCUAUGUGAGAACGUCUGUAAAAGAGUCAGUAAAAAGCUCCAAACAGAAGGCUUUUGAUCCUAGCCUUAAUUUCAUUUUUCUUGGAGAUGAUGAUGACGACGAUGAUGAUGAUGAAGCUGAUGACAAAGAAUCAUUACAGAUGAUGCUUUGUUUCCGGAACCGAGACAGCAAUAUUAAAAACACAAAAUGGGACGAAAUUUUUUUGCCAAAAUUUAUGCCUGAUCAUUUAUGGAACAAAUGUGAUGUGAGCACCAAGAAAGAUGAAGUGGAAAAGCUCCAGGCCGCAAAGGAUAAGAAGAAGAUAAAGAAGGAACUGAGUAAAAAGGAUAAGAUGGUAAAGAAGAAGAAACUUAGUAAGGAUAUCACAAAAAAAGGACAGUCUCCAAUAGAGUACAAGGACACUAACAUUCGACGGAUUAAAGGGAACAGUGACCGGAAGAAAAGUAAAAAAGUCUCUAAAAAAACUCUUGCAAUUGGUACAGACUGUAAAACAGACGGAAAAAACAAAGAAAAAUAAAGAUACCAAACUAAUAAACGAUGAUGAUACUCUUUUA